UAGGAAGAAAAACACUGCGGAAUAUUCUCUGAGGCACAUGAUACACGUUAGUUGCUCUGAAACAAACAAGGUAAAACAAACAAAUUAGAUUAAAAAAAAAAAAAAACCACUGUCCACUGGAUCACAGAAACCGAACUGGUGCAACAGGUGUUCAACAUCCUGCGGGCGUCAGACAGAAAAAGAGCGGAUAACUGGCCCACAUCAUCGGGCAAAACAUAGAGAGCAGGUCAGUUUACCAGUCAGAUACACAACAAUGGACUGAGUUUUAUUUCAACAUGUAAAACGUGCUGCUUAUUAAAAUGUGCAGCUUAUGAACAGAAACGGAUCUUGCUUUGACCGUUUGGCUCUGGAAAGAUGUGGAGCGACAACUGAGCUGUCCGACAAAAUUAACUCACUGAAAAUAUCUCAAACUUUGUAAGUACAAUGCUGAUCCCAUCCACACGGUGAACUGAUCGGGCUCGCACCAGGCAACCGAAAAGAAGGGAGUCGUCCAGUCUGCAGCAGUCAUGGUGGUGGAGGGGGACAGGACGCUGCUCGCUGCAAGGCAGGGGGAUGUGCAGACCCUCAAAGUGCAGUUAGCGGCAAAAGCGCUCACCAGCGACAUCAAGGAUGUCCUGGGGGCUUCGCCGGUCCACCACGCAGCCCGGGCAGGAAAACUGACCUGCCUGCGUUUCCUGGUGGAAGAGGCUGGACUGCCGGGCAACUGCCUGGCGAACAACGGGGCAAGCCCGGCGCAUGACGCAGCAGCCACCGGUAACCUGGCCUGCUUACAGUGGCUACUGACCCAGGGUGGAUGUCGGCCUGAGGACAAGGACAGCUCUGGUGCCACUGUUCUCCAUCUUGCAUCCCGCUUCAGUCACCAUGAGGUCACUGAUUGGCUGCUGAAGAGUGGUGAGGUGGAUCCCGGGGCCUCCACCGAUACAGGCGCCCUACCUGUUCACUAUGCUGCUGCCAAGGGAGACCUUCCGUCUCUCCGACUGUUAUUGGGGCACAGCCCAAGCGUUGUCAACUCCAAAACUAAGAAUGGUGCCACACCGCUCUACCUGGCCUGCCAGGAGGGUCAUCUUGAGGUCGUCCAAUUCCUGGUCAAGGACUGCGGAGCGGAUCCAACCAUCAGAGCCAAUGACGGGAUGACACCACUGCAUGCUGCUGCCCAGAUGGGCCACAACACAGUCAUCGUCUGGCUGAUAAGUUUCACAGAGAUCAGUCUGACUGACAAGGACAGUGACGGGGCCACGGCCAUGCACUUUGCAGCCAGUCGUGGCCAUGCAAAGGUGCUCAGCUGGUUGCUGCUGCACGGAGGAGAGAUUGUCAAUGACAACUGGGGAGGGACUCCACUUCACGAUGCAGCAGAGAACGGUGAACUGGAGUGCUGUCAGAUUCUUGUGGUCAAUGGUGUGGACCUGGGCAUUAGGGACCAGGACGGCUUCACAGCAGCCGACCUGGCUGAAUACAAUGGCCACUCCCAGUGUGCCAAGUACCUGCGCACUGUGGAGAACAUGAGUGUUGAGCAUCGUGUGUUGUCCCGGGACCCCUCAACGGACCUGGAGUACAAGCAGCCGGACUCGGGCCUCUCGUCCCCAAACACCACUAUGCCCCCCACCAGCCAGGUGGCACACUUUGACAUCAGUUCACCAUCCAGCUCCCUGUCCAACUACGACUCAGCCAACUCAAGCCAGUCUAGCACUGGUGAAAAGAGGAGCAGCUUAACAAUGUCACGAGGCCCGCCUGCUCAGCUGAACACAGUUGCACAUGCAGACAUGCAGGCGUACAUGGACAUGCUAAACCCAGACAUUGGCUCUGACAUUCCCAAGAAGAAAGACAUGCCAGAUGAAGCCACCUCCAAGCCCCCACCACCACCAACCUAUCCGCCCCCGCCUCCCCCACAGGCUCCUCCGGCGCCCCCUCCGCCCCCAAGCUUCCCAGCUCCACAGCCCCCUCAGGAGCCAUCGUCAGCUGAGUUCCUGAAGGUGAAAAGCAACUUGCGGCAUGUGGAGAGCAACUCUGGCAAGAAGGAGCUCACUACUGGAGAAAACCACGAGAAAUUACGGCGUGUGGAUUCAAACAGGAAGUCGAGGAGCUUCAGUAAGCAGCCCAGCACUGGGGACUACUAUAAGACCCUGGGCAGUGACACGGCUGAGCCCCGUGGGAGCAAAGGCAUGGCCCCCAACGAGGAGGGCUCCGUGUUAUUGGAGGAGCCUAACGACAGUCCCGCCCACAGUUCUGAGAAUGGCACCACAGAGGAAUCCGUCCCACCCCCACCUCCACCACCUCCACCACCUCUUCCCCCAAGCAACCAGACGCCAACACCCCCUCCACCUCCUCCGUUGCCCCCAGAGACGCCAGCCACCCAGAAUAAUACCAGCACUACUUCCUCCAACCAGCGACGCCCAUCUUCCUCAUCAGGAAGCACAAAAUCUUUCAACAUGAUGUCCCCCACUGGCGACAACUCAGAGCUGCUGGCAGAGAUCAAAGCAGGGAAGAGCCUCAAGCCCACACCUCACAGUAAAGGCUACACCACCGUCUUUUCCAACAGUGGACCCACAGGCAACAAUGGAAACGCCACAUCUCCACCCGAGACCCGUCCAUCUAGCCCACCAGCCAAGCCAUCAUCCCCUCCACCACCCAAUACAUCCAUCACCUCUCCACCACCCAAUACAUCCGUCACCUCUGCACCAUCCAAUGCAUCUGUCACCUCCCCACCCACCACCCCAAGUCCCAGCCCCAGUCCCACUGGCUCUGGAUCUGCCAGGACCUUGUCCACCUCUGCGAGCUAUGAGCAACUACCUUCCAACUCUGUGAUCAAUGGGAACAGUGGUGGUGGCACUACAGGAGCCGAGUCGGGACGGAAGACUAGCCUUGCAGACGUAGAGGCACUAGUGCCCACUCAUGACGAACAGGGAAAAGCGAUACCUGAAUGGAAGAGGCAGGUGAUGGUGCGAAAGCUUCAGGUCAAGAUGCAAGAGGAGGAGGAGCACAAGCGUAAGGCAGAAGAGGAGGCAGCACGCCUGGCAUCAAUGCCGGCCUGGAGGAGAGACAUGAUGAAGAAGAAAAUGGACGAAGAGAGGGAACAAAAAAGGAAAGCCGAGGAGGAGGCCAAACAGGCGAAGGAGAUGGAGGAGAAGACAGAGCUGGAGCGACUGCGGACCUUGGGCUACGAUGAGACCAAGCUGGCCCCAUGGCAGCGGCAGAUUAUCUUGAAGAAAGGGGAUAUAACCAAACAGUGAACUGGGCUGUCCCCCCGUCCUUUGCCCUGCAGCACUCCCCACCCUCACACGCUCGCCCCACGGGCUUCACUGACCACCUUCCCUGUCCCUGAUCCUCCACCCUGCGCAGUACACUGGACAGUGGGGAAGGGCUUUUCUCCCCUGAACCCUGUCUGACUCUUCGGUCUCCAGAAACACAGGACCAUGCUGUGGUUGCUGCUGUCCACAGGGCCUCUGAGGCUCAGCUUGAGUGAAACACAGCACCUCACACUGAAUGUCUCUCGGACACAAACUCUUGGCACUGAUUCUCCUUCUUAAGACAUUUGCUAUAACAGCAUCUGUCCUGAACUAAAUUAGGAUUAUCUAUAGAAUCUUUUCCUGCAAAUCAAUAGAAGCUAUUUUACAUACAGUAGUGGAUUUAAGAGGCUUAUGAUAGAUUGAAAGUGUCUACUUGUGAGCAUUUUUGCCAUGUGGAAAAAGCCUGUUAUUGCAUUAUUUUCCCUUUAUUAGCCCCACUCUCCAUUAAGAAAUGAUUGGAAUAGUAGCUCCUUAACAGUUUUGUCAUCUAAACGUGGCAUGGACAUACAAAGCAGAGGCUUAUUACACCCUGAAGCAGCUAAUGCAUUAUGUAUGUAGACAGUAUCACAUCUUUAUCAUGUCAUAUACUUAGUCAUGAGACUUUUGUAUCAAACUCAUAGAAGCACUUUCUAAUUUGCUUGAUUUUACUGCCAGAGUUUUAAUCCUAACACUGCUCAAACUAAUCUCUUUCUUUAUAUAAACUUGUUGUCAUUUCUCCAUGGAUUUGGAAUAUUGAUAUAAAUCCUAUUUUAAAUAACAUAAAAAAUUAUGUAGUUGUGCAAAUCGAAUAUUAUUAAUUGGAUUUGGAAAAAAAGCUGCAAUGUUCCAAUUUCAUUUUUCUAUAUGUGACCUAAAUGUUCAGCUAUUGUGAUCAUGAAUGUGAAAUGUUGUGUGCGAUAAUGUGUAUCAAGCAUUUUGUGAUGCAUUAUUGAGCACAUUUGACCCCAGGGCCCUGACACAGUACAAACACAGUGUGUACAGUCCUGCUAGGUUCUAUUUGGAUGUGGCCUCUACAAAAACAACAACAACAAACAAACAAACAAAACAUGCACAUGUGUAGAGAAGCAGACAUCUCUCUGCACACACUGAAUUUUGCAAAAGUAGAGAAAAGACAUCAGUUUAUCUCUGUGUGUUGUUCCGGCCUUUGUCCCAUUAACCUGGGGGAUGAAUCUUUGAUGAGCAGAUCUGCUUACAGAGUGCUCUCUGUCCACCACAAACAGCUGUGACAUCAAAAAGGUACUGUUCUUAGAGAAUGUCAGUUGUGCUUUGGUAAUAUGCAGCCACUAGUAUGAAGAGUCCAAAUUCAAUACCUGACCCAGUGUCUUUGGUCAAACAUCUGAUCACAAAAAUGACUGACAAAGGUUAUACAAUGUACUGUAUAAUUAACUGUAGAUGUUUGACAGAACUGACACAAAUGCCAAGUUGAUUAUUAUACAGCUAAUUUUAUUCAUAAUCUCUCUGAUCUAAACAGCUCCUUCCAGUUCCAGGUGUUUAAGAGUCCCAGGAUUCACACAUUAGUUCAUUCAUUUGAGGUUAAAUAUGGAAAUGUGGAAAAUCUGAGUUGAAUAAUUCUGAGCGAUCUGAGGAGACACAGAGAUUUUGGCAAAUCAUGAACCUGUGCACUGAUAUGUAAGAGUAACUGAAACUCCCAAUCAUGGUGGAUGUCUCUCUCUGAAUAUGAAACACAGGUAUUCCCACAUGAUAGAAAAUACUCUCUAUGUUUACUACAAUUAUGUUGGAUGUAUGUUUUUACAAAUGUAGGGUAUUGAGCGUAUGCCUGUUGUCAUGAAAGACAUGAUCCUGGUUGGGGAAUCAUUUGGAAAUAUUAAAAUUCAUUUUCAUCGGAUGCCAUAUGAUGUUGAAAUUGAAAAUUAUGUAAACGUCAUUGCCAUUUGAUUUUCUAUAUAUAUAUAUAUACCUUAUCUAUAUAUAUAAUUUCUGUAUAUAGUUACCCUCUUAGAAUUUUGUCAUUUCAUUGUUUCCUUAUUGCAUUAUAUUACAUGUCUCAGCCUUGCUUGACUAGAACAUCGGCUAAUUCAUGUAUAUUUUCAGACUGUUGAAAAUGAAGAAAAUAAAUCUUU
Messenger RNA from Lates calcarifer (barramundi perch), 5365 nucleotides. RefSeq names its product espin (gene espn). The coding region runs from base 507 to 3227 and encodes 906 amino acids. Gene Ontology annotation, molecular function: actin filament binding. The transcript has 14 exons. Gene Ontology annotation, cellular component: cytoplasm. Lineage: Eukaryota; Metazoa; Chordata; Actinopteri; Centropomidae. Gene Ontology annotation, biological process: actin filament bundle assembly. The record is from RefSeq and is a predicted model, not a curated record.